This is a messenger RNA of Acanthoscelides obtectus, 6465 nucleotides long. The record is from the annotation of a GenBank genome assembly. NCBI's taxonomy places the organism in Eukaryota, Metazoa, Arthropoda, Insecta, Coleoptera, Chrysomelidae.
CGCACAAAACGCAAAGGUUCUGCCUCUGUUGGCUCUAGUUGUAAACAAAAACCUCAAAUUGAAUUUUGGCAUUUGUCUGCCAGGGCCUGCUGACAUUCAUUGACCCGAAACUCUGACGAAAAUCAGGCCAACCGACUAGUUAUUCUAUACUUUUAGCCACAAAUUAUGCCUAAUGUAUAUUUCAAUAUUUGCUACAAUGAUUACAUAGCUUAGAAUCGGUGAGUAACUAGCAUACUAGCAAUUUAUUGGCAUUGUUUAUCAUACUUCAUCAAGUAUGAACAAUCAAAAAAUUCUAUUAUGUCUAAGACAUCUAUCUGAAAAUAGUUAUAUUACAUAUUGAUAACUUCUUUAUUGUAAUGCUGUCCAAUUUCCAUUGUAAUCAUUGAUUUUAUCUAACAGAUCAAUAUCUGUGGAUGAACAUUUGUAUCCUGUAAUCCUGGACUGACCAAACAUCUCUCAGACAAAAAUGGAUCCACACAACAUUGUAUGUCCUGUAUGCACUUUAUUCCUUAGACCAGGAAUUACAUUGAAACAGCAUUUAACCUCCCAUCCAAAGCAAAAAGUUAUUGAAGCACUUGUAAAGUUAGCUGAAGGUGAAGAUAAUAAAGAACCAGAACCACCUGCUACAGUAGAUCCUAAUAAGUCUCAAAGCUCUGCUCAUUUGAAUACUGCUAUAGCAAAUGCAACAUGGCAUGCUCCCCCUCCUCAUGCUGCUGUACCGCCAAUGUCUCAGGUACAUCCUGUACAUGGGAACCACCUUUUUAUUUACCAACAAAGUAUGAGUACUACUUCACCACAAGCAAAUAUGAUGAAUGUGAAUCCUAUAUCUCAGCAGUAUGUAUAUCCUACUGUUUUCAACCCUCAGAUAAUGCCUUAUGUGUAUCAACAGCAGCAAGUUAUAUUGUCAAGUAAUUCUUUACCUCCACCAAUGAGAGCAUUACCCUUUGAACUGGCUAAUUCGAUUCCAAAUAAUUCAAAUGAAGCAAAAAAAUGCAGUGGGAGUGAUGAAGGCAGAAUUAUUGAGGUACAAGAUGAUAGUGGAGUGGAUACAACAAUAGAAACAGAAUCAUCAAAAGAGGAGGGAGAUGAGUGUGAAGCAGCCACUAAAAAAGAUUCAGUUCAUGAGGAAGAUGAGGAGGAAGAUGAUGAUGAGGAAGAAACACUUCAUUCAGAAUAUAAUGAAAGCAUUGUGAUAAAAGAUAAUCAUGUAGAUCAGUUUUACAAGCCUAUUGAUGAUGUUGAUGCUCAUGGAGAAUGUAUACGAUCUCCAAAAUCAGCUUCAAAUUCAGAAUGGGGUUUAAAUACAGAACUAAAUAAAGCUUGCCAAACCCAAAACAUCUGCAAUUCACCAUCUAGAAGCCAAAUUCCAGAGGAACAAGCACAAACUGAACAAGAAAAAGAUCGUCCAGACUAUUUUUAUGUGGACCACCAGCAAAACCAUCAGUACCCAGCUAGAUCAAGCUGUUAUCCAGACUCUGUUACAAGUGUUCCUUUUACCACAAUCAAAUUAAAUAACACAUAUGAACAGUCAGAACCAAUAUACACUUCUGCAAACAUUUUACAUGGAAAUGAUCAUCUUGAUUUUGUAACCAUGGAUGACAUUGUCAUUAUCAAUGACUUUCCUUCGAAUCAACAAGUAGUAUCACAGGUUGAAAAUUAUGAAAUGUCAUCACCCGACAGAUCUGGCAUACUGAUGACUAUUGGAGAGGUUGUGGAACCUCCAAAAAUGGACUUUAAUGACCAACAUGAUUUGGAAGAAAGUAUGUCCAGGGGUAGUUCACAUGUCAAUAUACGUUCUGAUGAAAGGAUGCCAGCUACAGGUGAGCUUUCGGGUCAAGAAAGCAUAGGUGGUGCUAGUGAUAUCACUUGGAAUAGAUUGCAGUACCAUCAGGAGGGACAUUCCAGAAUGUUCCAAUCUUAUGACUUGAUUGGUAAACAUUCUUGGGAGAUGUCGGAUAGUGAAAGUGUUGACAACCCAGAAAUGCAAAAGAAAAUACCUGUUGGUCUUAAUGAAGAAGGUAAUGAUGAUGAUGCUCCUACAAUUGUAGGCUUUACUGGACCUCCCCUAAAUUUCAAAUGUCCAACAUGCGGGGAAGGAUUUGCAAAUUCAAAAGAAAGGCGGGAGCAUGAGAUUGAAAAGCAUCCAGAGAAAAAGAAGUGUAAUGUUAUAGGAUGUGACAUUGAUAAGAAGAAAGUUAAAAAACUUGUUGUCAAAUGCAAAUCAGAUAAAGAGAAAGAAAAAGAACAGAAUUUUGAUAACAUUUUCACAAAUAAACUAAAACUGGAAAGUGGUGAUGGCUCAGCUCAAGAGACCACAGUAAUAAAAGUUGAUGAUACUGCUGUUUCAAUUGAUCCACAGAGCUUGAAAACAGUUUGUCCAAUAUGUGACUGUGUAUUAGAAAAUGCUAAAGCUUUGAGAAAACAUAAAAGUGAUUCACAUCAAGAAGUUACUUCUAGUAAACACAAGUGUAUAACAUGUGGAGAAAGUUUCAAAAAUGAGUACAAAUACAACAAUCAUCUCAGGAUCCAUCCUCUGGAAUGCAGACUAUGUGGUAAACUAUUCUAUAGAAAACAAAAUAUUCAGCUGCAUAUGAGAAGGCAUUUAGGAUUGAAACCAUAUAAAUGUGAGGUUUGCCAAAAGUGUUUUGUAACUCGCCAGAAGCAUGAUGAACAUAAGAAUGUACAUACUGGUGACACUCCACUCAAGUGCAAUAUGUGUGAUGAAAAGUUCAGGAGGCACUCAAAUUUAGUGCAACAUAGAAACCGACACCAUCUACAUAUGAAGAAGAAGGUCCGUGAUUACAUUUGUCAAUGUGGCGAAAUCUUUCAUUCCAAGAAAAAGCUUGCAUGGCAUAAAGAGAUCCAUGAGGCAAAGCCCAAAGCUUGCACCCAGUGCAGUGAAAAAUUCCUACAUAUGUCAAGCUUGACACGGCAUAUGCGGCGGGCGCACAACGGAAAGUUCUUGCCAGAAGAAGCACGUCAAAACGAGAAUGUUGAAUGCCCCAUUUGCAAGGGCACCUUCCUCAGAUCAUCCUUGGAUGUCCACAUAAAGAACCAUAGUGGGCAGAGACCAUUCACUUGCUUGAUUUGCAAUAAGGAUUUCACAACAAAGUGGAACUUGAAGUUACACAAGUGGACGCACGCGAGCCGCACCUCGAAGCCCUACAAAUGCGACCAAUGUAAGGGUGCGUUCAUACGCGAAUCUGACUACAUUGCGCAUAUGAACUCACACAAGAGCGUCAGGCCCUAUACAUGCAACUACUGCGGCGCUCAGUUUAUCAGGAAAUACAACUGCUUACGGCACGUUAAGGAGCAUGAGAACAAGAAGAAUUUCAACUGCCAAGUGUGUGGCAAAUCUUUCCAUCGAUCGUACUAUUUGAAGGACCACAUGAGGGUACAUAGCGGAAUCCGGCCGUACGCGUGUCACAUUUGUGGUAAGACUUCCACCACCAAGUCUAAUCAUAACAAGCAUGUUCAGAUCCAUCAUGCUAGAGAGCCGGUCAGCACGGAAAAUUGAAGAUUUACAUUAUUAGUUUAUUAUAUUUUUAUAUCGACAAUAUUUAGCUGCAAGGGUUUUGAAAUCUUUAUUAUAUAAUUAACUUAUUAAAUUGAACAAUUCUAUUAUGCCCCGAUUCCAUAACAUUUUAUUCACCUCUAUGAAUCAGUUUAUAUGAGUGGUUGGCAAUUGACUUUUUAUCGGCAACCAACCACAAAUACGUUUAAUAUUAGUUCAAACGUAGGUUUUUCUGGCAUCUCAACCAAAAAAUAUAGUUUGGAUAUGCUGAAAUUAAAGUUGGUCAACAGGAAUUGAAUAUAUUUAUAUAGUCAACUCUAGUCCUAGCACAGCUUAGAUAACAAUCAGUUAUGAAAAUCUUUUGUUAGUGUCAAAAACGGUCGCGGAAAAAAACGAAUGAGCAUUCUCGUAGUACAACGAUGAGAGAGAUAGUGUUCCAUUUUCAAUAGUCCAAGCACAUGUACCAUGAAGCGUACCAUGCCAGUAGCCGCAGGUAUUCUUUGCAAUUGUAAACAUUUUAAUAUUCCAACACGAUCUAGUGUAGUUUGUACGAAAUAAUAAAAAAAAGUAUGUUUGUCCAAAAAGAAGCCGUGGAGUACUGAUAACUAUUUAUUUAUUGAAACAGCUCGACAUAAAUCUUGGCAGUGGUGGAUCGCUAUCAAUAUUUACAAUAAAUGGAAAAUAUUUUUUUUUGCUAUGUAUUUUCUGCUGGGAUAUUCUCAAUCCAAUCCAAUGUAUAUGUCAAGGCCAUAUCGUAAAAUUGACCAUUUCAUGAAAUGAUCGAGCAUUUAAUGAAAUUGUGAUAUCUGUUAUGUUCAAACAUUUUAUCAGUGACAGUUGUGCAAUUUAAGAAUGUUCACUAUAAUUACAUAUUUUAAUUUCUUAAAGUUAAUGAACGUGUUCGCAAGAUAUUCUGGAUCUUUGUUGGCUAUUCCAUGGAAACCCUAUUGUACAAUAUAAUCAGUCGUAGAUAACCAAAUCGUUAAACGUUGAUGAUUUAACGAUAUGGUCAAAUUUAGUUGGCCAUUUCACUGUUAAAAUGACAAGGCAAACACAACUUUCACCGAAUCACAAGAAUUUCCGCGACUUUCUCGCGAAAAAUAGAGCAAACCACCAAUAAAGUGACAAUCAACAGAAUCUAACCUGAUACAUCGGACUUCGCAACAUAUCUAAAAUACCAAAAAUUGUGGUCUAUAUAAUACGAUCCGUACUUGGAAAAUAUACAGCUCUCCACAGGAUGCUUCAUAUUUACGUGACAACACAAGUAUACAUUUUUUAAAAAUACCUCUUCAAAAGAAGAUGUUUGAUAUAAUAUAAUAGGUUAACUGCUACUUCUGGAGCUACGAGAUAGUUUGUACGAAGAAUAAGCUUUAUAUAGGUAAAUUUUCAUCAACACUGUCUCUUCUUUUUGGUCAGACUCCUCUUUAUUAUUGGUUCACAAAAGCUACACUAGAUCAUAUCGGAAUAUUAUAAUAUUUACUAUAGCAAAGAAUAUCUGCGGCCCCUAGCCUGGUACGUUGCAACAUCGGCUAGGACUGUUGAACACGCAACACGAAAAUCUCUCUCUGUAUUAGGAGAAUUUACAUGCGAUGUUCUCCGCCGUAAUGGCGGCCAUUUUUGACACUGACAGGAGAGUCUCAUAGCUAAUUAUUAUCUAAGCUGUUGUACUAGUUUAACGUCAUUAUCUAUUAUCGAACUGCUAUAUAAACUGCAUUUGAACCAUUGUCGUGGGAUAUGGGCUUUUUAAAAUCAUUUAUAUAACAUUUUUCAUCUAUUUCGAUGAGGUAUUAAUUGAGUUUUAAACGUCGUCUAUUUUGUAGCUGUAAUACCUUAUAUGUAUUUCAUACAUUUAUCAGUUUACUUUAUAUUGGAAUCAUUUUAUAGUGAUGUUUUAACGAUGCUCUCGGAGAGAGUUGAAACUGUUUCUCAAUAUUUCCGUUUUCUGAAAUAUUUUUAACUGCAUAGAGAUAUUUUAUUUAUUUAUAUUUUUUUUGUAAAAAUCGCAUAUAAUUUCAGGAUGCAGUUUAUUUUGUUCGGAAGGAAACAUUUUCUUCAUGUCAGUAAUAAUAUGCAAUUCAUUCGAUGCAAAAUAAGGCAUGGUGCAACAAAUUAUAGUUUUUUUGCACGAAAAAAAAAAUUUUUUUACCAAGUAGACACGGUUGUAUGUCAGAGGAAUAUCAGAGAUUUUAAUUCCAUUAGACAUUGUCAUUGUUAUAUUGGCGUAAAAAUAUAACAUACGUAAUAUUAAUAUCAUCGUGACUGAUUAUGUCUGUAGCUAGUGGUGUUAUCAAAACGUAAAGUACAAUGUACAUAAAUAUAAUUCGCUAGCAUCACACUUGCUAAAAUCAGUGCAAUAAUUUUUAAUAAUAUGCGCGAACUACCAUAAUAUCGAAAAGAAACUUGUCAUUUUUAACCCAGAUUGUACUAAAUAAUAAAUAAUCACUUUCAAAAAUGACACUUUUCUCCAAAGUUAUUGUCGCUUAUGAUGCGACCAUUCUUACUUGUGUUUAAGGUCACCAUAAAUGGUUCUAUCAGGUGAGAACGAUCACAUCGUAAGCACCAUGUAUUCGAAAAUCAUUGAUAAAACAGGACUACAUACAUAUAGAUCCGUACUAUUAAAAUAGGUAACCUAGUCUUAGGUUAUGUAAAUAACUAUUUUCGAAUACAUGGUCUUUGUGGUAGUGUAAUUUGUGUGUAAAUUAUACAUUUCAGUAUGAAUCUUGAAAGUUACUGGUGCGUGAGGUGAAUUAUUUAUUUUAAAAUUCAUUUUUAUUUCUUAAUGAUUAAGGCUGGUUUUAAUAGUUAUUAUUGAACCUAUUAAGUAGAAAGUAAGCACUGUGAUUUGUAAUUUUACUGCUGUUUCACUAUAACUUUUGGUUCUUGAUAUAACAACUUUUUUAUAUUCCUGCAUUUUUGUUAUGAUGUAACUAUUUUCAAGGUAAGAAUGCGGC